Molecule: messenger RNA, 2841 nt
Organism: Rhododendron vialii
Lineage: Eukaryota; Viridiplantae; Streptophyta; Magnoliopsida; Ericales; Ericaceae
Product: receptor-like protein 6
Exons: 3
Coding region: 1-2841 (946 amino acids)
Molecular function (GO): protein binding
Source: RefSeq, a predicted model, not a curated record
AUGGGGGCAUUACCGUGGCUAUUUCAAUUCCUUCUCUGUUUCUUGCAAUAUCAAGUUGCUGCUUCUUCAUCAUCAGCUCUUGCUUCUUUUGCUUCUUCUGCACACCCCUUGUGUUGUCGUGACCAGAGGUCUGCACUGCUGCAAUUUAAGCGUAUGUUUACUAUAAACAUCAGUGCUUCUUCCGAAUGUGAUGAUCAUUAUCGUUCUGGUAUUCCUUCAUUUCCAAAGACCCUGUCUUGGGAUGAGAACGCAACUGAUUGUUGCGAUUGGGAUGGGGUCAUGUGCGAUGGGUUGACAGGUCACGUGGUUGGGCUUGAUCUAAGUUGUAGCCAGCUCCAUGGCAAAAUCCAUCCAAAUAGCAGCCUUUCCAAACUCUCUCACCUGCAACGGCUUAAUCUGGCUUACAAUGACUUCAACAGCUCUCGCAUUUCAUAUGCAUUUGGCAGCUUUGCAAGUUUGACACAUCUAAAUCUAUCCAAUUCUGCUUUAUCAGGUACAAUCCCAUCUGAAAUCUGCCACAUGUCCAAACUGGUUUCACUUGAUCUUUCACUUUAUCGUUACCUUGGUGAUUAUUCUAGACUGAGACUUGAACACCUCCAUUUCAAAGUUCUUCUGAAAAACCUGACACAGUUACAAGAACUCGCCCUUCAUGGAGUAAAUAUAUCUUCUAGUUUACCCGAUUCAAUUGGCUAUCUCAAGUCUUUGAAAUUCUUGGAUCUCACCUCGACGACUUUAUCUGGAAAACUACCUUACUCAAUUGGUUAUCUCAAGGCUUUGAAUUACUUGUCUGUCGGAGAUUGCGAAUUACGAGGUUCUAUUCCUAAGUCUCUAGGGAACCUUACGCAGAUCCGUGUACUAGCUUUAGCGGAAAAUGGUUUUACCGGUGAAGUCCCAUCUACUCUCUCAAAUCUCAAGCAACUCACUCUGUUAGAUCUUUCUGCCAACAACUUCCAAGGUAGCAUUCCCGUUCUUGCUGAGCUCACAAAAAUGGAGGAUUUAGCUCUAGAGGAUAACAAUUUCAUUGGUGGGUUUCCACUCUGGGUUGCAAACUUGAAAGCACUUGUUUUUUUAAGCAUGUAUAGAAAUCAGCUCGCAAGUCCCAUCCCCUUCAAUUUAAGUGGUCUUCAAAACCUACAAUAUUUCUACUUAUCGAGUAACUCUCUCAGUGGGGUAUUACCUCCAUCUUUGUUUUCUCUUCCAUCAUUGCAAUAUUUAGACUUGAGUUCCAAUAAAUUAACUGGUCAGAUUCCUGAAUUCCAGCAUCAUUUACCAUUUUACAGCAUCGACUUGAGUGACAAUAAACUUCGUGGUCCCAUUCCGCAGUCAAUUUUGACUCUUCCAAAUUUGGACAUGCUCUAUCUUGCAUCAAAUGAUCUGAGUGGUGUUGUGGAUCUGCAAGUACUCAACAAUCUUGAGGAACUUUCUAUUUCCAACACUAAUCUUUCGAUGGUCGCUGGAAGCAAUGUCAAUAAUACCCUUCCCAACCUUAGGUAUUUCUAUUUGUCCUCUUGCAACAUGGAGCAACUACCUUGGGAGAAACUAGAUACUCUUGAUCUGCGUUCCAAUUUGCUUCAAGGACCACUUCCCAUUCCACCCCCGCUCGUACGAUACUUUUUCAUCUCAAACAACAGACUUAGUGGAGAGAUUCCAUCAUUGAUUUGCAAUGCGAGUUCCCUUGAGAUUCUUGAUUUGUCUCACAACAAAUUGAGCAGUGCGGUUCCACAAUGUUUGGGAAAUUUUAGUAGUGUUCUCUCGGUUUUGAAUCUGCGCUCCAAUGGAUUUACAGGAACCCUUCCUUUGGCAUUUGCGAAGCCCAGCCAAUUACAAAGUCUUGAUUUGAGUGGAAACAAAUUUGAAGGACCACUGCCAAGAUCUUUGGCAUAUUGUACAAGUUUGGAAGUUCUAAACGUCGGAAACAACAAGAUUAACGACACAUUUCCAUAUUGGUUAGAGACUCUUACUGAGUUGCAGGUUCUUGUCAUUCGAUCCAACCGAUUUCAUGGUCCCAUAAACACUGUGACAAGUAAAUUUUCCUUUCCUAGGCUUCGAAUUAUUGACCUCUCCUACAAUGGGUUCACCGGCUAUUUGCCUAGGAGGUAUUUCGAAUAUUUCCAAGCAAUGAAGAACAGUACCAUGCCUAACAUACAAUACACGAGUGAUAGGGCUGGUUAUUAUCACGAUUCUGUGAUAUUGACAAUGAAGGGGAAUGAGAUUGAAUUGGUGCGAAUAUUGACUAUCUUCACAACAAUCGACCUUUCAUCCAACAACUUCAGUGGAGAAAUUCCAAGUGCCAUUGGAAAGCUCAAUGCCCUCACACUGCUUAAUUUUUCUCAUAACAGUCUUACGGGCCAUAUUCCAGAAUCUUUGGGAGACUUGACAAGCCUUGAAUCGUUAGACAUCUCUUCUAACCGCCUCACCAGGAGAAUUCCAAGCCAAUUAACAACUUUGACAUUUCUCGCGGUCUUGAACCUUUCGUGGAACUGUCUCCAUGGACCCAUACCCAAUGGUCGACAAUUUAAUACAUUUGAGAAUGGUUCAUAUGCUAGGAACUUAGGAUUAUGUGGGUUUCCAUUGUCGAAGGAAUGUGAAGAUAAUCGAACAAAAGUACCGCCACCGGUGUUACAACAUGAGGAAGAUGAUUCAGAUUUUGAUGGAUUUACUUGGAAAAUUGUGGUGAUAGGGUACAGGUGUGGAAUGACAUUGGGACUCUUUCCAGGAUCUCUCAUGUUCUUAAUUGGUAGACCUAGAUUUUUUGUCAAACUUGCAGAAAGAAAAUUGCCUAAGAAGGCACAAGCUAGGAUGGAAGCUCUGUCGCUAUAUGAGAUAUCUUUUGGAAUAUAG